AUGACUGAAGCAUUUACAGAAAGUGGAGAAUUUGAUAAUGAGAUUACGUUGGUGUUUGAUAACAGCAACAAACUUUAUGUUUCGAAAAACUUUCUACGAUACGCUUCGCCUGUUUUCAAGGCAAUGUUUGAUCAUGACUGGCAGGAGAAAAAGGAAAACCUCGUUUCAUUGACAGGGAAAAAUUACGAUGAUUUUCUCGAAUUUCUGCUAUGCAUUCACCCGAGAAUUUCCAAACCGAUUACAGAAACAAAUGUCCUACAGGUCGUGAGCAUCGCUGACGAAUAUCAAGUGACGUCAGUCAUAAAGAAAUGCAAAGAAACUAUGAUGAGUUGGUCACAGGGCCUUUUCUUUUCUUUUGACCUCGCUAUGUAG
This is a messenger RNA of Ruditapes philippinarum (Manila clam), 372 nucleotides long. RefSeq lists its product as uncharacterized. Lineage: Eukaryota; Metazoa; Mollusca; Bivalvia; Venerida; Veneridae. Gene Ontology annotation, molecular function: protein binding. The transcript has 2 exons. The record is from RefSeq and is a predicted model, not a curated record. The coding region runs from base 1 to 372 and encodes 123 amino acids.